AUGGUUGCCCGCGAGAUGAUAUCCCUUCCAUCCGGCGUCUCCUCCGCCUCCGAACUUGAGCCCCUCCUCAUCAUCGCCUCCCUCUCCCCCGAUGGCCCGCGCACACCCUUCUCCCCCGUCCACCAAGCUAUAAAGUCCGGUUCCUCCAUCUCUUCCCUUCUCUCCUCCUCCCCACCCUUCGACCUCAACCAGCGCGACUUCCUCGGCCGCACGCCCCUCAUCCAUGCCAGCCGCAUCAACAACUUCCCCGCCGUCCAGCUCCUCCUCCGCGCCGGCGCGGGCGCCGGCGCCAAGUUAAUAGACGCCCGCGACUCGCUCGGCCAGACCGCGCUCCUCGCGGCCCUCGUCGGCGGGCACAUCCGUAUCGCCCUCGCCCUCCUCAAUGCAGGCUGCGCCGUGCGCGUUGCCAACGACGUGGGUCGUACCCCGCUGCACGCCAUCUUCCGCACGUGGGACUCCUGGAAUCCGCACCCCGACUCGGCGGAGGUGCUAGCACGGUUGGUGCAGGGAGGGGACGUGUGCGCGCGCAGCAGCUACGGGUACACACCACUGCAUUAUCUUGUAUGGCGGGCGCGCACCCCUGUGCCUUUGGUGACGAGUGUGCUGAGGAUGGUUUUGGAUGCGGGGGCAGACGUGGAUACGAAGGACAAGGCGUUGGGAGCGCCGGCGGUGUUGUAUGCAGUGCGAGCGAGGAGUAGUGCCGUGUUGAGGAUCUUGCUGGAGAGGGGCGCGAGGUUAACCUUUGUGGAUCAGAGCGGUGCGAAUAUACUUGGGGAGCUGGCCACGUCGGCGGAUUUGGAGGGGUUGAAGAUUAUAGAGGACGCGAGGAUGUCGGGUGUCAAUGUUUUUCUUGCGGAUGCAAAACAACAUACGCCACUGGGCAAGUGGCGGAAGCGCGUUCGCCUAAGGAAGCUGGAGGAUACGACGAUCUCAAUUCGCGAGGAAACGGCCGCUUUCGAGUUGCUAGUGAGGGAUAUACGAGAUCGACAGUUGCAAGAGGACAUUGACCACCUAGGGGAGAUUCUUAGAGGCAUAGAAACGACAAACUUGUCUCAGGCGCAUAAGAGUCUUUCCCAACUUAUUCAGAAAAAGACCGAAAUUACGCUUAUACAGGAUAUCGAGACUUUGAGAGCCCUGCGUAUACAGUUGAAGGAGGGUAUGUGGGAAGCGGCGAGAGAGACUGUACACGAGAUCGUCGAAAUAUGCAGAGAUCGGUCGAAAAGAUCGCCGUGGGCGGAAGACCAGUAUCACUGGCGGGAGCUGCAGGUCAGUGAGUGGGUUGACACAGCUGGUACGGGAGGGACUACGUAA
Molecule: messenger RNA, 1311 nt
Organism: Penicillium canescens
Lineage: Eukaryota; Fungi; Ascomycota; Eurotiomycetes; Eurotiales; Aspergillaceae
Product: ankyrin repeat domain-containing protein
Exons: 1
Coding region: 1-1311 (436 amino acids)
Molecular function (GO): protein binding
Source: RefSeq, a predicted model, not a curated record